Glycine soja is the source of this 1620-nucleotide messenger RNA. RefSeq names its product protein UPSTREAM OF FLC-like. NCBI's taxonomy places the organism in Eukaryota, Viridiplantae, Streptophyta, Magnoliopsida, Fabales, Fabaceae. The record is from RefSeq and is a predicted model, not a curated record. Bases 182 to 1267 code for a protein of 361 amino acids. The transcript is spliced from 4 exons.
CUCUUAUCCAUGCAGUGCAUUAACUACACACUGUGAGUCUCUCUCCUUAAUUUUCUGGUUCUUUCUCAAUCAGUUUCAUUCUCCUGCGAGCAUAAAGAGGUGCAUUAUGGGGGCAUUCCUGGGCUAGUAGUGGUGGUGAUAAGAAGAGGUAGGAAGAAGUUUUGGAUUUGGAUUUUGGAGGAUGGACGUUGUUCGUUCACAAAGAGGCAGUAGUAGAAACACGAGCCCAGACCGCGCCAAAAUAUGCAGGAUGAAUCAAAAAGUGAAGCCCUUUAGAAAAGUUCAAGUCGUUUACUAUCUCUCCCGAAACGGCCUUUUGGAGCACCCCCAUUUCAUGGAGCUCACCCUUUUGUCCAAUCAACCUCUCCGCUUGAAAGAUGUCUUCGAUCGACUCAUGGCUCUUCGUGGGAGUGGCAUGCCUUUGCAAUAUUCAUGGUCUAGUAAAAGGAACUAUAAGAGCGGUUAUGUGUGGUACGACUUGGGUCUGAAGGAUAUAAUACAUCCAGCAGAAGGAGGCGAAUAUGUUCUCAAAGGUUCUGAACUCGUCGAAGGAUGCUCUGAGAGAUUUAAUGUGAGCAACAAGCAGCAGGGAAUUCAUCAGCAGGCAGAGGCAGAGGCAGAGGCAGAGGCAAAUUACAAUUACAAUUACGAUUCAAGGAGUAAGGCUUUGGGUGUGUGCAACAAGCAGCAGCAGCAGCAGAAAGAGCGUGAAGAGUUGGAGGAAUACGAGGAGCAAGAGAAAGAGUACGAGGAGGGAGAGAAAACAAGCUACACGAGCUCCACCACCACCCCACACUCUCGUUGCUCAAGAGGGGUAUCAACGGAAGAACUGGUUUAUGAUGAAGAAGAAAACAAGAACGCAACAAAGGUAAAUGCUGAAGGCACAAAUAAGAAUAAGAAGAACAAGGGUGAGAAAGUGAAGAGAAGGGAUGGUGAAGGGUCGGUGUCAAGUCGUUACUCAGCACUGUUGCAGCUGAUAGCGUGUGGGGGUGGGAGCACGGGCGAAGCAGCAGGGGAGUACUUGAAGGGGCCGCGUCUCAGCGAUGUGGGGACCAAAGAGAAUAAUAAGGCUUUGUUUUGGGAGGAGAUGGAGAAUCCCAUCUUGUUGGGGAAUUUGCAGACAGAGGAGAAGGAAUACUUUAGUGGCAGCUUCCUCGACUCAAUCAAACCCAACCAUGGAGGAGGAGGUGAAGUCCAAGGUAAUGGAACAAGACAAGAAGAAGGGAGGAAUGAAAGACAAAUGUAUCCCUCUCAUGAAAUCCACUAGUAGUAGGAAAUGAUGUCGUCAUGGGAUACUUGCCUGCAUCAUUUUAAUUCGGUUUCAUUAGUGCUGCAGAAUAUCAUUAACCUGACUUAUUAAGAUAAUGUUGCUCAAAGUAGUAAUCAUAAAACAAAGAGAACUUCUUACCAAUAGUAAAAGGCAAAAUUGUACUUUUCUAUUACUAACUCCUCUCCCUUAUGUUUUAAUAUUUUAUUUUGAAUAGAGUCACGUGAAAUCUUCUUGGGUAGGGCCACUAGUCUAGUAAGUGGGAUGCAGUACAGGCUUAGGUUUUGUUUUGUUUCUUGUGGCCUAUGGUUCAGGAACCUCCUAGUCUAUUCAAACUAAAUCGUUCUCACCAG